GUAUCAAGUAGCCAUAGUUUAGAUAUCGCAUUUCAUUCGACAUUCCGAUCUAAUACAAGUUACAAGCGUUCGCAUUUCUUCCUUGUACGCUAUUCUGCAUUCAUUGUGCAUAAUGCUGCCGGAAUUGUUAAGCGUUUUACAGCGAACCAACGAUUAUGUUUCUCUGGAAGAGAUUUGUGAAAAGCUGCCGCAAUCGGAAUCGUAUGAAGAUAUCAUGAGCGAUCAAAAAGAAUUGCUUUCAAGUGCAUGCAAAGCCGUGCAGCUAGGGGCAAGUUUCGGAUUAAUUUAUUAUGGUCGCAUGCAAAAAUAUAAGAUAGCUGUGAAUCACGCUCGUCCGGAAUCGCACAAUUUCUACAGCCGCCUGCGUAUACUCAACGAGGACAUCGCAACAAAUGGUCUGAGGAAUGCAUUGGAUAAGGCCCGGGUUUCCGAAGAUGGUUCAUCAGAGAGCAGCCACUCCGAUAGCGAUGAAUCGGGGGAUCGUGAGGAAUUGAAAGCAUCCCCGGGAGGGAAAAAAAGGUCCAGGACUCCGAAACCAUCUUCAUCAGCCAGCAAGAAAUCCGGAAAAAGCCCUUCAACCCCGAAGAGGAAGCGUAGAUAAAGAUGCUAAAAAGAUGUUUGUGAAGA
Anopheles aquasalis is the source of this 627-nucleotide messenger RNA. RefSeq lists its product as uncharacterized. NCBI's taxonomy places the organism in Eukaryota, Metazoa, Arthropoda, Insecta, Diptera, Culicidae. The record is from RefSeq and is a predicted model, not a curated record.